This is a messenger RNA of Penicillium atrosanguineum, 2223 nucleotides long. RefSeq lists its product as uncharacterized. The record is from RefSeq and is a predicted model, not a curated record. The transcript has 7 exons. Gene Ontology annotation, biological process: carbohydrate metabolic process. Bases 1 to 2223 code for a protein of 740 amino acids. Lineage: Eukaryota; Fungi; Ascomycota; Eurotiomycetes; Eurotiales; Aspergillaceae.
AUGACCAGUCUACUAAAACUGAGUCUGCUGGCGAGUGUCGCUGUAUCUGCGGCGAGUGGUGACGUCCACGCUCUUACUGCACGCUCCGAUGCUCCAGCAUGUCCUAAUGCAGCUUCUACUUUGUCACUUAGUGACCCGCCCUACGACAACUUCUUCUACUCAGACUGCAACGUCGCCGCACAGGCUGUGAUUACCAGCCCACUACCAGACAGCGAUCUCUCGAUUAUUAGUCCUCGACUCAUCGUGGCAUGGCCUGCCGGUGACAGCGGUGCCUGUGCAUUCUUUGCGCCUCAAAGUGGCGUCAAUGGAUCUCUCUCCAUUGAACUGAUCAACUCUACCGAUAACCAGCCCUUGACUCCCGUCUACACUGCCCCUUCGGACGGAAAUCAGUACCCCAGUGUGGGUGUACAGGGAAUUCUGCGCUUCAAUUCCUCAGGGAUACUCACGAUUCCCAUCUUGGGAAGUAUUCGUACAAUCCGAGAUUUCACCGAGGGUCCUAGCAUUCUCUAUCCAGAGAUCCAGAACGCUAUCAAAUUUACUUCAGAUAAUGAUAGUAGCGCCACGCUCCAACGACUUUGGUUAGACAAUACCACGUCAACACUGCUACGCUUCAGCCCCAAUAGUACCGAUGGCAAAGUGACUAUAUCUAACAAGACUGUCAAUUUCUCGGCGGGCGACUACCUCUUCACAGCGGAGAUGAACUACCCACAGUUAUCUCAGCUCAAAGCAAGUGCAGCAUUGAAUAGUAAAUCGGCAGACUUGACCACACAAAUGCCAGACCAGACAACCGCGCUCUCCUUCCUGGCAUACUCGGAGAAGCUCCUUGCAGGUGCAUGGCGAUUUUUGACGUACUUCGGGCGCGACUCGAUGAUUUCGGCAUUGCUCUUGGAGCCUGUGCUCAGUAGUGGAAAUGGUAGCUCUAUGGAGGCAGUUAUCGGUGCUGUUUUAGAGAGGAUCAAUCGUACGGAUGGAAGUGUUUGUCAUGAGGAGACGAUUGGUGACUAUGCAACUUGGACAAAUAUUCAAGAUAACAUAACCAGCAAUGCUAUGAUUGACUCGGACUACUAUCUGCCUGUUUUGAUGGAGAAAUACUUCUUGCAAAACCCAGUUGGACAAGAGAGAGUUUCUGCAUUCUUCAACACAUCGUCGGAUAUCAACGAAGCGAACCAGAACUUGACCUGGGGACAGCUCGCAACAAUAAACGCAGUCAGGAUUAUGCGUCUUACAGGACCCUUUGCCCACAAGCAGAUCAAAGAAAAUCUUAUCCAUCUGAAAGACGGACAGACCGUGGGAGAAUGGAGAGAUAGCGAAUACGGUAUCGGAGGUGGCCGUAUUCCCUACGAUGUAAAUACAGCCCUCGUACCCGCAGCGCUACGCUCCAUCGCCGCCCUCUCUCGAAACGGGAUCUAUCCCAGACACCAAAACUGGGCCCAAUUGGCAGAUACCUACGCUCAGGUCUGGGAAGACCAGACACUCCCCUUCUUCGAAGUAACAAUACCGCAAGAAAAAGCACAAUCUCUCGUCAAAUCUUACGCCAAUAACUCAUUCGCAGGUCCGGACCAGUCCUCAACCAUCGACACAGACGUUGUUUUCCAUGCCCUAUCCCUGAAUGGCAACGACAACCUAACUCAAGUCCAAGUCAUGAACACUGACGAUUGUUUCCGCCAUUUCCUCCUAAACACAACAAAUGACGCCCAACUCACUUCGUUCCUCAAUAACUCUGCUACUAACAUCCGCCGCACAUUCCCAGCUGGCCUAAUGACUUCCGCCGGUAUGGUAGUAGCCAAUCCAGCCUUCGGCGAGGAUCCCGUCUAUGCGCAGAACUGGACUACAGGCGCAUACCACGGCACGGUCAUCUGGUCUUGGCCACUGGCGAUGAUGGCUAAGGGCUUAGAGAUGCAAUUAGGUCGGUGCGAGGUCACAACCAACUUUUCGAUUUCUUCCGUGAACAAGGCUCCGAUGCGUGUACCUGAUUUCUGUACCGAUGACUCAGUCUAUGGGAAUGUGAAGGAGGCAUAUAAUGUUCUUUGGGAAUCCAUUGAGGGUGUCCAUGAUCAGCUUUCGCAGGAAGUCUGGUCGUGGGUUUAUCGUGAUGGUGGGUUCCAAGUUACUCCACUGGGUGUUAUUCCACCGCCUGGAGGCGGGAGCCAGACUGAAUCCGAUAUUCGGCAACUUUGGUCACUUUCUUUCCUUGCUGUGACUAGAAAUGCGAAUUAUAAGUAG